Messenger RNA from Paraphaeosphaeria sporulosa, 2130 nucleotides. Its product is annotated as mitochondrial protein-like protein Fmp25. NCBI's taxonomy places the organism in Eukaryota, Fungi, Ascomycota, Dothideomycetes, Pleosporales, Didymosphaeriaceae. The coding region runs from base 106 to 1965 and encodes 619 amino acids. Gene Ontology annotation, biological process: mitochondrial respiratory chain complex III assembly. The record is from RefSeq and is a predicted model, not a curated record. The transcript is spliced from 2 exons. Gene Ontology annotation, cellular component: mitochondrial inner membrane.
UCGCCGCAUCGCAGCCGUCGCCGCCGUCCAGCCAGCGCGACGCCAAUCCCCCCAGCACCACGCGCAGUCGCUCCGCCAUGCCGCCUGUCUGACCGCCCGCACCCAAUGCGACCCCCGCCGACGCUCGACACCAUCCGCCACACGAUGCUCAGCACCAGGGGCCUCUCGCGCGCGACGGCUCGAGCUGCCCACGCCCCGCGCACCAGCAGGGCCAUCGUCACCAGAGGCGCCAGCCAGAGCCGAGUGCGCGCCCUCCCCCACCCGUACGCCCAGCGCCGCCAGCAGCGCUUUGUCCGCUCCCUCGUCGCCGUCACCGCCCUCGCGGCCACGGCCACCGCGUGGCAGUGGUACAACGGAGAGCCCUUCCUGCGCGACGUCCACGCCGAGGAGCCGCCCCGCGAACAGCACGAGCUGACCUUUGAGAAGCCCCGCCGGAAGCCGGCGUCGGCCGAAGAGAACAGGACCAUCAUCAGCUCGCAGCACCUGCAGGUCCAGAAGAGCUGGGAGAACCCCGGAGUCUACGCGUGGGGCUCCAAUGCCGGCAGGGUGGUCGCGCCCGACUCGAACGAGUCCUUCGUCAAGACGCCCCGGCGGAUACCCUUCUUCGACGGGAAGCUGCUCAGGGACAUCAAGCUGGACAAGGCCUUUGGCGCCGCCAUCGACGAGAGGGGCGACCUCCUGCAGUGGGGAACUGCGUUCUCCAAGGAGACCACACAGCCAACACCCACGCUGAGAGGAAAGAACCUGACUUCCCUCUCCAUCUCGCGCGACCGCAUCAUAGCACUCUCCAAGUCGGGCCAUGUAUACUCGAUCCCCGUUUCGCAGCAAGAGCAAAAGACGGGCCCCAAGCCCGCCUCCACAUCCUGGCUCCCGUUCUGGGGGUCCUCCAGCGACAUUUCCUACCGCCUGCGCACACCGCAGAACCUAGGUUGGAGCGAGCGCGUCACCCAAGUUUCGUCGGGCCUGGAGCACGCGCUGUUGCUCACCUCUGCCGGACGCGUCUUCUCCUUUGCCUCCGGAACCCAAGACUACCCCCGUAAAGGCCAGCUUGGUAUCCCAGGUCUCACCUGGGAGUCGCGCCCGGACGGUGCCUUCGACAUGCCCCACGAGAUCACGACCCUCAAAGGCUUUCCCGUGCAACACAUUGCAACUGGAGACUUUCACAGCCUGGUCAGCGACGCGGCGGGCCGAGCCUUUGGCUUUGGCGACAACUCCUCCGGCCAACUCGGCUUCGACUUCAACCCCGAAGCCACCUUCAUCGACGCACCCUCCCUCCUCCCCACCCAGCGCCUCUACGCCGGCACCGCCCAGCAAGCCUCGGUGACCAACGUCUUCGCCGGCGGCAACACCUCCUUCCUCACCAUCGAAGCCACCAAGCCCGUCGCCGGCGCCUCCCCCAGCGCCUCCCGCAUCCAAGCCGACGUCUGGGGCUUCGGCUUCGGACUCACCGGCCAGCUCGGCAACGGCCGCUGGACGCACCUGCAGUCCACACCCACCAAGCUCCCCGCCUUCUCCAGCCUCUACGAAUACGACGAGCCCACCUCCACCGUGAUACCCAUCCGCCUCGCCUACAUGUCCGUCGGCGCCGCCCACGCCGCCGCCGUCAUGGACAACGUCGCCUCCGUCGCCGUCCCCGCCAACACCCGCCGCGCGUCUUCCAGACUGACCGAAAACGACACAAACUGGGGCCGCGACAUCCUCUUCUGGGGCAACAACGAGUUCUACCAGCUCGGCACGGGGAAGCGCGCCAACGCGCCGAACCCGACGUACAUCCAGCCGCUGGACCAGGCGGCCGAGGUCGAGCGCGAGAAGGCGCUGGGCGCGUUUGGCGAGAAGAGGGAGCGCGAGAUGCACAGGUUCCAGAUCACGCCGCGGAACAAGGUCAAGGUCAACGGGCGGACCGUCGAGAUGGAGCAGCGCGUCGCGUGCGGGCGGGGCUGCACGGCCGUGUUUUCCGCCGUCUAGGUCGCGGCGGAAAAGGAGGCAGCCAGCACACUUUUGUACAUAGGAGACGUUUCUCGAGCCGGCGUUCUGCGCACUGCCCCUCGGCAUUGCAUUGCAUCUGUAUCAUAUCACACAAUCUACUCGCAGCUAUCAGGCUCGCCCCGUACCAGCACCACUACCCGUGCC